Ostrea edulis (European flat oyster) is the source of this 1335-nucleotide messenger RNA. RefSeq lists its product as uncharacterized. The coding region runs from base 197 to 793 and encodes 198 amino acids. The transcript has a single exon. NCBI's taxonomy places the organism in Eukaryota, Metazoa, Mollusca, Bivalvia, Ostreida, Ostreidae. The record is from RefSeq and is a predicted model, not a curated record.
AUUUAUUAAAGGUGGAAUAACACGUGUUCGUGUUUAUUUAUACGUGUAAUCUAUUGGUUGUAAUGCUGGUCACCUUGUCAGGUGACAUUUAAAUAUUCAUAGCACGGGUUUUAACUGACCGCUGUUAGCGCGGAAAGAUUUAUAGCCAUUCGAAGGCUCUUUUAAGUGCAGAUAACACGUCUUUUUUACUCUCUCUAUGACACGUAAUAUGGGCGAUUCGGGUGACGAGUUGACUUUAGAUACUGAUAGAUUGACAAAAGAAAACACAGGAGGGAAUUCUACACUGGAAGUCUCAGAUAUUGUCAAAUUAUUUACGGGAGUUAUACAGUCCCAAUUUAAAACUUUCUCGGGACAAUUAAAAGCCGAGCAGUCAGAGUCGAUUUCAAAGAAGCUUAAAGAAAAUUCUCUGCACAAGAUCAAGUCCGAAGGUAACCGAAUUCAAUUUGAGUUUAAUGCUGAGUUACUAGAGGGCUUAGAGAAAUUAGAGUCGAGAGCCUUUGAUUUGAAAGAUUCGGAGUCAUUGAGCAUUAUUUCCGACCUAAGUAAAAAACUGAAAACUCGUCAGAAGCAUAUACGCAUAGCAGAUUCGUCUCCUGCAGGGUGGAAAACCGUCAACGAAUAUCAGUGUAACGAAAUCGCAGACAACUCUGAUGAUGAAAAGAAGAUCCGCAGUGCAGAAAACAGGGCCCUCAGACACCAAAAGCAGAACAAGAGAUUUCAGCCUUAUGGGACGCAAAAAAACACCAGCAGCAGCGGGAUCUCCAGCUCAAUUGGCUUUUCCUGGGGCUUCUAAUACUUUUCAACCCUUUCCUGCGUUUCAUCAGCAGCAACAACAGUCAUUUCUCUACGGCCAGGGCAGAAACAAGCAGUCAAGGAGACAGCCUAUGCUGUACGACGUUUGUUUCAACUGUUUCGCAACAGGGCACUGGAAGUCCAACUGCCCAAAGGGAAAGGCCACUCAAAGUCAAUGAUAAGUAUACAGGUUGUUUGACUUGUGUUGUUGAAAAGAGUAAAACGGAAUGCGGUAUAAAACAUAGUCUAAAAAGGCAUUACAGUAAAUGGGAGGAAAUAGGGGCUUUUCAAUAUAUUUUGAAAAUAGUACAUUCUGGUUAUGAAAUUCCUUUUGUCUCCAUACCACCGUCUAUGAAUUUUAAAAAUAAUAAAUCUGCACAAAUUAACGCUGAUUUUGUCACAUCAGAAAUAUCUCAGUUAAUUAAGGCGGGUUGUGUCGUAGAAGUUACAAACAAACCAUAUAUUGUAAGUCCUCUCAGCGUAGCAGAAAACAGGUCGAAAAAGAGAUUGAUACUAGAUUUGAGUAGACUGAAUAAAUUAUGU